UCCGCUCUGCGGCCGCGCAGGUCGUCUCGUGGGCGUGGCUACGUGAGCCAAGGCGGGACCAAGGAGAACAGUUACGCCACUCACGCUAAGGGAAACGCUAACGGGACAGCCGUGCAGGCCAAUCGGAGCCGGAGCUGCGGAGGCCGCGGGACUGGGUGGAGACUUCGAAGACUGCGGUGGCAGUGAUAAGAACAGAUGGAAUUCAGUAUGGAUAAUUCAUAUGAUUUCAAUGACCGAAGCUCAUGUAAUGGAAUUUCAUCUGAGAAGAAAAACAACUUCCUUGUAUCAGAAGAUCAUGGACAGAAAAUUUUAAGUGUACUGCAGAAUUUUAGAGAACAAAAUGUCUUCUAUGAUUUCAAAAUAAUCAUGAAAGAUGAAAUAGUCCCAUGCCACCGUUGUGUUUUAGCAGCAUGCAGUGACUUUUUCAGGGCUAUGUUUGAAGUAAACAUGAAAGAAAGAGAUGAUGGAAGCGUUACCAUUACUAAUUUAUCCUCCCAAGCAGUAAAAGCAUUUCUUGAUUAUGCUUAUACUGGAAAAACAAAAAUAACAGAUGAUAAUGUGGAAAUGUUCUUCCAGUUAUCAUCAUUUCUUCAAGUUUCUUUCCUAUCCAAAGCAUGCAGUGACUUUUUAAUAAAAAACAUUAAUCUUGUCAAUUGUUUACAUUUGUUAUCUAUAUCGGACAGCUAUGGCUCUACCCGUCUAUUUAAUCAUGCUUUAUACUUUGUACAGCAUCACUUUUAUUUAUUAUUUAAGUCUAGUGAUUUCUUAGAGAUUAAUUUUGGAGUACUGCAAAAAUGUCUGGAAUCAGAUGAGUUAAAUGUACCUGAAGAAGAAGUUGUCCUGAAGGUUGUCCUUAAAUGGAUUAAACAUAACUUAGAAUCAAGGCAAAAGCAUCUGCCUCAUUUGAUUAAAAAAGUGAGAUUGCAUCAGUUAUCUGAGGAAACACUUCAAGACUUUCUGCUCAAUGAAGAGUAUUUACUCAGAAGCACUAACUGCAUUGACACAAUCGUGGAUGCCAUUAAGUGUGUGCAAGGUUCUAGUGGCCUCUUCCCAGAUGCUAGACCAUCCACAACUGAAAAAUACAUAUUCAUACAUAAAACUGAAGAAAAUGGAGAAAAUCAAUAUACAUUUUGCUAUAAUAUUAAAACCGAUUCAUGGAAAAUCCUGCCACAAUCACAUCUGAUUGAUUUGCCAGGAUCUAGUCUGUCUAGCUAUGGUGAGAAAAUAUUUUUGACAGGUGGCUGCAAAGGGAAGUGCUGUAGGAAAGUUCGGCUUCAUAUCGCUGAGUCUUACCAUGAUGCCACUGACCAAACCUGGUGCUACUGUCCAGUCAAAAAUGAUUUCUUCUUGGUGUCAACUAUGAAAACACCAAGAACUAUGCACACCUCAGUUAUGGCUCUGAACCGAUUAUUUGUCAUAGGUGGAAAGACUAGAGGAUCUCAGGACAUUAAAAGUCUCUUAGAUGUUGAAUCUUACAAUCCAUUGUCUAAAGAGUGGAUAUCAGUUAGCCCUUUGCCCAGAGGCAUAUACUAUCCAGAGGCAAGCGCAUGCCAAAAUGUCAUUUAUGUUCUUGGAUCAGAGGUCGAGAUAGCUGAUGCAUUUAACCCAUCACUCGAUUGCUUUUUUAAGUAUGAUGCUAUGACUGAUCAGUGGUCUGAACUAGUAGCAGAGUUUGGCCAGUUUUUUCAUGCUACUCUAAUCAAAGCUGUCCCAGUCAACUGCACAUUAUAUAUAUGUGAUCUUUCCACCUAUAAAGUUUACAGUUUUUGCCCAGAUACUUGUGUUUGGAAGGGCGAAGGGUCUUUUGAAUGUGCUGGCUUUAAUGCAGGUGCAAUUGGGAUUGAGGAUAAGAUCUAUAUAUUAGGUGGCGAUUAUGCCCCAGAUGAAAUCACGGAUGAAGUGCAGGUCUACCACAGCAGCAGGUCAGAGUGGGAAGAGGUCUCUCCGAUGCCAAGAGCCUUAACUGAAUUUUACUGCCAGGUGAUUCAGUUCAAUAAGUACAGGGACCCAUGGUUUUCUAAUAAUUUCUGAAAGCAUUCAUGUGGAUAUCCUAAAACUAUUUCAGAUCUAGUAAAUGGCAGCCAAUCUGUUUACCAUAAGGAUGGGUGAGAAGAGCUUCACAUAUUAAUCAAGUAAAAAUAUUCCUGCUGUUAGACAGUAAUUAUGUAUGUAUGCUAUCUAUGAAUAAAGUUCCCAGAAAUUAACAAAUACAAAAUAUAUUGUUCCAAGAAUUAUGCUCAAUAUAAUUUAAUCUUGGAUAUUCCAGAAUAUAUGUUAUUUUUAUAUGUAAAUAAAAGUUAUAGGCUUUAGCACUUUGAGUUUUAAAAUGCUUUCUCCCUAAAACGUACUUGAAAUCAGUGUUCACAGAUUUAUAUUAUGUUUAUGGAAGAAAUCUUUUGAGGUAGUAAAAAUAAAUUGUAUACUGUAUGUUAAUUGGCAUGAGAGGUAAAUUAGAAGUAAGUGUAGAUCUGACCUUGAGUACUGCAGGUUUAAGAGUUGUUGAACUACCGUUUCUGAUUGUUGAUUAGCUUCUUUUAAACAUGUCUUUCAUUUUACCAUUAUUUAUUAUUUUGAUCAUAAUUUUUCUGCAUGAUUUAUGGCCCCCAUCUUUCUGAUCAGUACACCAAACAUACAUUAACUUUCACUCAACCUUUCAUUAAGAGCAUAUUGGACCAUGUUAUAAUGCUAUGACAUUAGCAGUUAAGUAAAUCUUUUAAAAUUACAGACUCUUAUUUGUGUCAGUUGGUUUUACUUUUUAGCUCUCUUCUUAGCUGGUUCAAACUUAGUAAAUUAAUUUUCAUUUGAGUAGUAUUCUAUGUAUACAGGACCUGAGUUAGUCUUAACAAUAACUCAUUGAGUAAUAUUCUUGAAUUCAAAAUGGGAGUUUUAAAAUACUUUGUCUAGAGCCAGGUGUGGUGGCACACACCUUUAAUCUCAGCACUCAGGAGGCAGAGGUAGGAAGAUCACCGUGAGUUUGAGACUGUCCUGAGACUACAUAGUGAAUUCCAGGUCAGCCUGAGAUAGAGGGAGACCCUACCUCAAAAACCAAAAUAAAUAAAUAAAUAAUAAUAAAACAAAAAUAAAAUAAAGUAACUUUGUUUAUACAAAUGUCAGGUCCUAAUACAGAGAAUAUGGAAAUUUUAACCUAUAAUAAAUGGAUCAUUCUUGCAUUUUUAAGUUAAAAUUUAAAUUAUUUUAAGUUGAAAUUUAAAUUAUGGGUUUCAUUAUGGAAUUUUCAUCUAUAUGUCAUUAUAUUUUGAUUUUAUUUAUUCCCCUACCACUGGCCUUCUUUGUCCUCUCAGCCUCCCUCUUGUUCUUUCCUCCCUAGAAACUCCUUUUACUUUCACAUCACAUGUGCUUAUCCUAUUCUAUCCUGCUUCCUUCCCCUUAAGAUACUUUCUUCCCUGUUAUAGCCCCUUAUGUUAUAUACACACACACACACACACACACACACACACACACACACACUUAAAUCUAGAUUCCAUAUGUGAGAAAACAACACAGGCACUAAUUAUUUCCCUGAGUUUAACAUAAUCAUCUUCAAUUUCACUCAUUUUCCUGCAAAUGCUAUGACUUCUUUAUAAUUAAAUAAAAUUCCAUUUUAUGUCUAAAUCAUAUUUUAUUCAUUCAUCAGUCUGUUGAUGGAAAUUUAUGCUGCUUCCAUAUCUCAGCUAUCAUGAAUAAUACAGCAAUCAGUAUGUAAGUACAAGUAUCUUUGGUACACUGACUUAGAGUCUUCCAGGUAUAUACCAAAAAUCUACAAUAAGAAAUUGCAGGAUUCAA
Jaculus jaculus (lesser Egyptian jerboa) is the source of this 3783-nucleotide messenger RNA. RefSeq names its product kelch repeat and BTB domain containing 3 (gene Kbtbd3). Gene Ontology annotation, molecular function: protein binding. The record is from RefSeq and is a predicted model, not a curated record. The coding region runs from base 196 to 2031 and encodes 611 amino acids. The transcript is spliced from 3 exons. NCBI's taxonomy places the organism in Eukaryota, Metazoa, Chordata, Mammalia, Rodentia, Dipodidae.